GAUAGAUUGGACAUUUACUAAUUUAGGCAGUAACCGCUGACCAUAGCUAAAUCAGUUAUCAGUGUAACCACUUAUCGAUAAAAGGUUAUUUAAAUCGGAAGUUAAAAAACCAAAACGUAGAUAUAGAAAACAAGUAUGAGAUCUUUGUUUGACCGAAGAUGUGAUGACAUACCGUUGCAUUAGUUAAGAAUCCCGUAAAGUGGUAUCUUUGAAAUGGCAUCAUUUUCUCCAGCUAUUCAGAUCAAAACCUUCCAAGACUGGUUGAAGGGUGCUCUUGCUGUAUUGUUUGCAAAGCAGGGACUGGAAGACUUCGCGUCCGACGAACUGACACAAUAUCAAAAGGAACUAUUAGAAUCGAUACUCCGAAACAAAUGUAUACCUGCUGGAACAACUUGUAACACAUGUACCACUGAAAAUGUUCUUCCCUGUCCAACAACUGGAUUCUGCACCAAAGGAAAAUGUAAGGUACAUGAUCCAAACAAGCCAGAUAAAAGUCCUGACCAGCCUUGUCCGAAGAAUAUUUGCCAGAAUAUUCGAGACGCCAUCUGCCGGGAGCAUAGGCAUGGAAAACCAUUCUGGAAAAACUCAAAUGCAACAAAAUGGUGUUUUGAAAGUUAUGAAAUUGCCAAGUGUUAUAUGUCUCAGACCGAUGAUGCAGCUAACUCAUCAUUAAAAGAUACAGAUAUCAAUGGAAUACUGGCAGUCAUAAUGAACAACAAUCGCUUUCAGAAGAAAAUGGCGACUGAGCUAAACCUUCCAGAAAAUACAUGCACAAAGGCUUUAGACGUAUGGAACAAAAUCAGACAUUCAGCAGAGUUUUCUAUCUCAGACACGGAGCUUGCACAAUAUAUCAACACCCUGACAGACCUUCUGUCGGAUCCAAAAUACCUUGCUGCUGACCAGAAAGCACAAGAGGCAGUGGAUAAACUGAAACAGUUAAAAUCCAACACUCUGACAAUAACCACAAAUGACUUAAUUACGGUACUGGACACAGCUAUGGAAGACAUUGGUAUAAAGGAAAAAGUUAAAACCACAAUAACCAAGGUAGUGCCGACAGCAAAGGCAAAUGAAGACGAAGCGAAGGCAAGCACAUUACAUCAGCUUUUGCUCAAUGUGAAGUCUUCAGUGACCGGUAUACAAACAGUGACUGACUCUAGCUUGGAUCAAAUAAUUUCGACUGAGCUGUAUAUUCUUGACACUCUGCAAAAAGAUUCAGAUACAGUUCUUACCGAUUUGGACCUAGGAAAGAUUGCAGGGACAAUAGGUUUGAAUUGGGAUCUACUUGGACCACAGCUUGGACUUUCUAAAACAACCAUAGACCAUAUACAAAUGGAUUAUCCUACCUCUCAGAGAAGGAUAGUUCAAAUGUUAUACAUAUGGUGUCAAGAAGAAGGACCAAAUGGCACUAAAGGAAACCUUAUUAGAGCUAUGAGAAAUCAACCGUCUGUUAAUAUUGACUGGGAAGCACUUGAACAAUGGUUUGCAGACUCAAAGAAUGUCAUUCACCAGCCAGGAGAACAGACGCCAUCCAGUUCAAGCAGUUGUGAAAGACAGAUGGAGCUAGAUGAAACUGACUCAGCUGCUGGACAAACGGAAGUAGAUCUAUGUAAAAGUUUGAGAGAAGAUCUAAUAAGUUUCUACCGAAAACAUCACAGCACUAUACCUAUUUCACCUCUCGUAGAAGAACACGAUUUUCCGCUGACGGAAUUUUAUGUGCAGCCUCAGCUUACUUCCAUUGACAUACAAAAAAGGUUUGGGCAACUUGAACAGUACCAAAGGAGAACGCCAAUACACUCAUACCAUGACUUAUUUUGCCAAGGAGACGGCGAGUUUAGCAAAGACAUAUAUGUAGUAGCAAAGGCUGGAGUUGGAAAAACAUCCUUUGCAAAAAGAAUAUGUAUGACCUGGUGCCAAGCACAUAGUCCUAUUGAAUCAUUAAAAGAGAAUUUUAGAUCAGAAGAUAUAGUAGAAAUGAGAAAAUUCGAUCUAUUACUUUUGCUUCCUCUGAGGGAUACAGAUCCCUCUCUAUGUGAUCUUGAUAGCAUGGUUUUCAACGGAAUUCUGUGUGCCUUAGCUAGACGUUCAAGAUACUCGAUAGAAGUUUUAGAAGAUAUGCUUCAAGAAAGAACGAGUUUAGUCAUUUUAGACGGACUUGAUGAAUGGUCUCACCCUGAAACGUGUAGUCGAGGGUUUCGAGAUGCAAACAUUCUACCACACAUACCUGCAAGAGAACGAUGUACAGUCAUGACAACUACAAGACCUUGGAAAAUGGAUGCUGUUAAACUUAGCAUGAGACAAAUUGACAAGCAUGUGGAAAUAAAUGAACUGGAUGACCCAUUAUCAAAACAGCUUAUAGACAAUGCAGUCACAAUAUUGAAUAAACAAACAUUUCCGUACCAGUCAAAGACCACUGAAGAAUUUCAAACCGCAACAUCCUCUGUGAAGCUGGAUACCGUGAGAUAUAUCCCAUAUAUCUUGUUGCAAAUGAUCUGUCUUUGGUUUGAUGGGAAGACAAUAGGUAACUCAAGAUGUCAAAUAUACAGCAAUAUCAUAGAACUCACACUUUCACGAGGGCUGAGAAAGUUACAGAAAAAUGGUUUGUCUUACGGGAGUAGACCAAAUCUAGCAAAGGAAAGUGAAGUUCCGUACUGUUUCCAUUCUAAUGAAGUUAGUAAAUUGCACUACGACGUAUUACUAGGUCUAGGAAAAGUUGCUUUUGAAACAUUAUUUAGCUCAAAAAUGAAAUCCUGCCUUGUAUUUGACAGAAUGGCUGUGCUUGAUUCUUUAUCUGAAGAAAACCUCACAUUUUGUUUACGAAUGGGACUUUUGUCACAAAAUAAAGACCAUGGGACUCUCUCAGAAAGGAGUAGUAAACUCUCUUUUCAACACAAAUCUAUUCAAGAAUAUUUUGCUGCACUUUACAUUCAGUCUUGUCCUGACAGCAAAGAUACACAAGAGAGAAUUCUUCGAGUAUGUGAAACUUUGUCAACGAUAUUAGAAAUGUCAAAUGUUUUCAUUUUCCUGGCAGGGUUAAGUCAUGAGACGUGUGACAAGCUGCUACAGAUGCUACAUUCAGCUGUGUCAAAUGACGAGGCAACACAAAUUUAUAGGAGCAGCCUUUCUCAGUACGAGUUGCAAUUAGAAGAUAGGAAAAGCGAUGAAGUAAUGAAAUCUUUUCUGUUGAUGCAAACAGAUAUUGUACAAGAAAUGAAAGAAAGUGGAAGUAAAGAAGUGCAUUUUCGUACCGAAGAUAUAAUAAUAGAUAGAAACAUUGAUCAGCAACGACAAAUGUUGCUUACACCUCUCAUAGAGAACAACAAUGGCAACGUUAAAUCGCUGUGUAUUAGAUCAUGCGGACCAAAAGAUGAGCUUGGCAAUGUUUUGAAGACAUUUGGGUUACAGAAUGUGCAAUCCCUUCAAAAACUUGAAAUUCGCGGAGUGCCUGGACAGGAUGAUCUUCACCAUUUGCUGUCCGAAUCAGCGCAAACUUUAACAUGUUUAGGGCUUUCUUCUUGUAUUUAUGAGAAUGACCAGUAUCGCCCAGCUAUCCAACAGAUCUCGCCAGGAACAAUAACAACAAUAAUAAACAUGAAUCGAUUACAGUCUAUCAACUUCUGGAAUAUCCGCUUAGAGCACUCCUCUGUAGAGGACUUUUUCCAAUUUCUGGGAGAAAGAGAAGCUAUGACCGAGAUUACACUCAGUGAAAUGACGUGUACAGACUAUGACAAUCAGUGUACUAGCCACAACAUUGAUUUGUCAAAGCAUUUCAAACUCAGAUUGCUUCACUUAGCAAAUAUACCCGUAUCAGACAUCCAUGUUAAUUCAUCAGCACUUGAAACAUGUGUCUUUGGUCCGCUACCAAGAUCUGUCCUUCCAGCAUUAGUCAGAUGUCUUCAAGAUGCUACACAUCUUCAGAUAUUAUAUAUCAACAAUGCAAAAUUGAUUGAUGAAAUACCUGAAAUAUUGCCAAAACUGGUACACUUGGAGAUGUUAGGUGUAUUAGGCAUUGAUCUAGGAAACAACACCCUGACAUUGCCACCAGAAAUGAAGAGCAUAGUGACUGUUAUAUUUUAUAAAGUAAUAAUGAAUAAUGAUGCACUGAAACGUCUCGUUGAAAGUGUGAACGUUCUCCCGCAACCUGUGACUAUUGGUUUGACCCAGUGUGAUGUGAAACUAUCGAACGAGGGUCAACAGCGGAUAGAUUACGAUAUCAGAUCGUCAUCCGAAUACAAAGUCUUAACUGAUGACUCAACUUGGUUCAAGUUCCAAACGUGUAAAAGACUGUAGAAACUCUCGUUUUGGACUUGGUGUACUAGGACUGAUAUGGAAUUCAAUGUUGAUCAAAAUAUCUAAAGUACGUCAGUUUGUAAAAUAUGUUUAUAUUUCAAUGUGAUUGCAGAUAUUGAAGAAAGGAUGAAAUUAGGAUCAACAUAUCAACUUGUACCUUGCAUCUAGCAGAUAACACGCAUUUUCAUUUUAGCAGUUUCUGUCAAAGUGCAUAUUCAUAAAGAGUUGAUAUUAAGUAGUUUAUAUGCGAGUAUUUAAGUUCAAAUAUGGUCCUAGCACUAAGCAGUUUAUUUCGCUCCUUUUUGCUCUUUUCAGUAUGUGUGUAAAUGAUGUUCUUACUGUGACAUGCAGUUAAUUACUAGUAGUUCAUUUGUGACCUUUGCACCAAGUAGUUUAUUUCGCUUUUUUGUUCUUUCUAGUAUGUAUGUAAAUGAUGUGCCUAUUGUGUCGUGUAUUUAGUUUGGGUUCGAGAAUGACCCAUGCAUUAAAUAAUUAAUUUCGACUUUUCCUUUUUUCAAUAUACAUUGUAUUUGUAAAUGAUAUACUUACUGUGGAGUUUUGCUCUUUUCAGAAUGUAUGUAACUGAUGCGCUUUUUUGGCGAGUGUUUAGUUUCUUAAAGAAUGUUUUCGUUCAAUUUAAUCCCGUGUACCAGAUAGUUUACUUUUAAGUAAAUAUGUAACUUGCUGCGGCGUGUGUUUAGUUUUGCUACGAAUAUUUUAGUUCAAAAGAUUUAAUAAAAUUUCCGGGGUCAAUCGAUGAGUUGAGUUUAGGGAAAGAAAUCAGGAAACUAUUGCUAUAUUUUGUAAGAUGUCUUUUCUUAUUGAUAGAUUAUUAUUAUAGAAACACAUCAGAAUAAUUUGCUUUUUCUAAUUUUUCUUUACAAAAUUGAAAAGCGUUUGUAAUGGGUUACCGGAAGUAAACUGGUUUUUUAUUACUGAUGCGACACGGGGUCGAUUCCUGACACCAGAUGUUUUUUUUUUAUUUAACAUUUUUAGAUAGCUUAGAAACAAAAACUGGUGUUCUAAUGCAGGAAUAGCUCAUGUUUUUUCUUGUUAUAAAAUCUGCAGAAUUCCGAGGGAUUGGCUUGUACCCGAGCCCAGUAUUGCAAGGGUGCCAAAGAUUUUCGACGGAUACUGAAGAUGUUAUAACACGAAAAGAACAUGCGCUAACGCUUUUCUAGCAUUUCUCAACGUCAUUAGAUUUCCAUGAAAUACGCGAUAAAGUCUACGUUUUUUUCACGUUUAGUCAUUUCCUUUUGAAUUAUCUGUUUUGGGGCCAUAAUACGUUUACGCUUUGCCACGGAACGCACAUAUAUGAAAAGAUGUUAUAACAAUACGUGAGCGCGAGAAUCUCUCUGUUAACACAUGCUUUCUCUCCUUUUAAAACACCCCCUAAAAUUGACAAUAACAGCAGUUUUAUGCUAGAAUAUUCAUAAUAUGACCAAAGAAAAAUAUUUUAAAAGAAAAAUAAUUUUCAAAAUACAAAAAUUUUAUUUUUGAAUUUAAUAUUCGUUGAAAAUGAUUGUACUAAAUUCAUUUUCUAGUUUCAUCAAAAAAUCUUCAAGAAUUUGUUUGUUUGCUAUAUCUAUACAUGAUCUUGUAUAUUUGCACCAAUCACUUUAAUAUUGUAGAUUACAAUUAAAAUAAUAAAAUCAC
Messenger RNA from Mercenaria mercenaria, 5943 nucleotides. RefSeq lists its product as uncharacterized. The record is from RefSeq and is a predicted model, not a curated record. Bases 214 to 4287 code for a protein of 1357 amino acids. Gene Ontology annotation, molecular function: protein binding. Gene Ontology annotation, biological process: signal transduction. Lineage: Eukaryota; Metazoa; Mollusca; Bivalvia; Venerida; Veneridae. The transcript is spliced from 8 exons.